AUGAACGAUAGAAUGGAAAAAGAGCUGUACAAGAACCCGACAAAUCAAAGUGGCCGGAGACUCCCACCUGUUGAGGAGGCGCUCGCAAAAUUGACCACUAAUUUUUUUAAAGUACACUCCAGGCAGUGCAUGGAUGAGGCUGAACUUGCGGAACAUGUUGUUGGUCUAACAUGCAGCCUGUCAUCCUGCCAAUUUAGAAAGAAGUUAACGAGACUGGAUGUAAAUGCUAAUGGAUCCCUUAUCCCGAAGGACUGCCUUGACCGAAAUUUAAUUAAAAAGAGCCCAUGGUUAAAAGCUUUGGUAGCUAUCCCUAAAGUACAGCCACGAUUUGCUAUUGCUAUAUGGAAGAAGUACCCUACCAUGAAAUCUCUUUUGAGUAUUUACAUGGACCCAAAUAUAUCAGUUCAUGAAAAGGAAUUUCUGCUGAAGGACUUGACAACCGAAGGUUUACUUGGUGAUGAUAGAAGAUUAGGUGAAGUUUGUUCCAAGAGAGUGUACAGAAUACUUAUGGCACAAAGUGGAUGCAUCAAAACUGAUGAUGUCGAGGAUGGUGCUGAUUUCUUCAGUCGUUAA
This is a messenger RNA of Prunus armeniaca (apricot), 573 nucleotides long. Lineage: Eukaryota; Viridiplantae; Streptophyta; Magnoliopsida; Rosales; Rosaceae. The record is from the annotation of a GenBank genome assembly.